AGUUUUAGGUGGAUUAGAAAUGCGACGUUUAGAGAAGGAAAAGGCACCGAUGGUACCAAGCAAGGUGCUAGAAGGGAGAGAAAAAUAGAAUUUAUUAAAGAGGGACUAGAAGAACACAAAAGAGAUGGAAGAGUACAAAUGGGUCCCAAAUGGUGUACCUUUUUUCUCCGUUGAAUAAUCACCACUCAAAUGCCCCAACCUUAUCUGUAAUUCCUAAAGACCUUAAUCGCCAAUUCGCCAUCGCCAUUCGCCUCAAUCGCCUGUGUUGUUCGAUAGAUCGAGAGCGUGAGAGCCAAGAGGAUUCGCCGUCUCGUUCGUCAGUCCCACCCUCCACUCUCGAGUCUCGCCCGCUGCCCAGCGCCGACUCGGCUACUCCCUCGCCUGAAAUUCUCAAUCGUCGAGUGCCUGAGACGCCCACUCCCUCAAUCCCAAUCGAAUCAGCUACGGGUACUCAUCUCGCCUCCCUCGUCUCCUUCUCUGUAAUCCCUAGUCUCCUUCUCUAUUAGGUUUCUUGUUGUCAAAUUGUAUUAUUCUUAGACUUUGUUUCCAAAUAACAUUUGAAACUUUUGAAUUUGGCUAAAGUCUUGGACCGAUGAACACCCCUAGCGUCAACCACUCAACCCUAUCUUAUUUUCUUCGCCUCACAGCCACAAAUCGCCGUCUCCCUCACCUCUCCCUCUCAUUUCCUGUCGUCGCCCUCUCUGCCAAAUCGCAAAUCGCCAUCUCCACAUGAAUCUCCGUCGCUUCUUUGCCCUCUUCACAGACUGAAUCGUCGUCUCCCUCACCACCGUGUCUCACUCAUCGCGCAAAUCACCAUGUCCAUCUUAGGUGCAAAUCAUCGUCUCCCUCUCCGUCGUUUGUCAUCCCCUGAAUCUCCACCUUCUCCGUCAUCAGUCAGUCCACUAUCGUCUCUCUCUCACCCUUCGGAUUCAAACAGUGGCACAACACGCAGCCCAGCCAAAGCCCAAAACUCCCUAGCCUUUCCGUUCCACGGUAGAAAGCGGAAGUAGCCAAACGCCCAAACCCAAGCACGAACGGAAAUUGAAAAAGACGCUAGAAGGAAAUUGCCGAGAGAGAGAUUCCGUCGCCCGCCUGCACGCUCCACUGCUGCAGAGUCUAGCCGCUGCCCGCCAGACACCACCUCUCCAGAAACUCUCCCGCCUCGAGGUCCAAGAGUCCAUGUACAGAGGUAAAAAAUACUAAUUUCAGAAUUUCUUUAGGAAAUUUACUUUUUGUUAUGUGUAUAUAUGAAAAAUCUUUAAUCUUUAUAAAUUUGUGUUAUGAAU
Messenger RNA from Cuscuta campestris, 1286 nucleotides. Lineage: Eukaryota; Viridiplantae; Streptophyta; Magnoliopsida; Solanales; Convolvulaceae. The record is from the annotation of a GenBank genome assembly.